Molecule: messenger RNA, 2270 nt
Organism: Podospora pseudocomata
Lineage: Eukaryota; Fungi; Ascomycota; Sordariomycetes; Sordariales; Podosporaceae
Gene: RSR1
Product: Ras-related protein rsr1
Exons: 7
Coding region: 1328-1984 (218 amino acids)
Biological process (GO): signal transduction
Cellular component (GO): plasma membrane
Molecular function (GO): GTPase activity; GDP binding; GTP binding
Source: RefSeq, a predicted model, not a curated record
GCCGUGGCCUGCCUGACUGAUCUGCUGCGGUCCUGUCAUCCCGACUUUUUUUCAGAUGGCCACCGUCCUAUCUUAACACUGCGUAUGAAGUACACUAACCCGCCCUCGGAACCGUCCUGGUGGUCCGCUAGUAGAUCCAUCCAAUAUCCAUCAGUCUAAACUAAAAGCUCAGGGUAGCUUUUUUGUACCUGUCCCAAUAUCCUGCCACAUCGGCACCCUCUCCUGUCUAACCUCCACACACCCGUUGCUCCUUCCCAGUCGUUCUCCUUCGUGCUCGCUGUGACGUUUAUACCAACCGAGGUGCCCUCCCGGUCCCGUCUCUUGCGUGGCGUCAUCGACACAGCAACUCCGGAUUCGCUCUAAGAAGUGAGAGUUGUUGGUGCCGCUCGCCGCCCACCCUUGCGUCAGCAUCAGCGUCAGAGAACCCGGGGUUGAGCGAGGUACAAGAAUCCCUGAACACAGGGAGUCGUCCCUGCAGACAACUGCAGACAACCGGUGACACCACACACUACAGCUGGGCCUUGAUCCCGCCGAUUGAUACCCCCCCGAGCCAGCGGAUCCAAAGCAACAAGAUCGCCCUACGGACCACUCAUCACUGACGUUGCCGUUGGCUGGUCAGGUUGAUCACCUCCCUGCUAUAGGCGAGAACAUAUUCCCAACGCUCGGUCCUGGGUCUGCACGGAGUGCUUUGGUGCUUUGGGUGCGUUGCUGAAAGCUCCAUCUCACGGCCCGCUAGAGCUCCGACUGGACGUCUCUCCCGCAGCUCCGCGCGCUUGUGCCCCUAAACCCCCGGCCUCGCAGCCCCCAAAAUCGUCGGCCAAGCACCCCCCCCCUCCCCCAAGAAGGACCCGGCACCAAAGCACCCCUGAUUACAAGCCGCGUGCUCGUCCUCGAGUCUUUUUUUCCCUAGGGAUCUUGCGAAGGAGAAACAAACUGACAGCAAAAUACCCGGUGACCGCAGGGAGAGAGAAAUCGCAUCAUUUCCCUUCAUCUCCCUUCAUUCUCGUUCAUUUCUUUUGCCAUCUUAUUUCAGACCAGCCCGCGGGUCCAGUCGAUUCUCGCUGCAUGCAGCCGCACUUGGGGCUCCAGUCUGUGUCGAUUCCGCCUGUUUGGCGUCCCGUGAGGAGUCGGAGCUGCGAGCUUCAGGUUUGACUUGCUACAUCAUAUCUCAACCUGGCAUUUCGAAAACAAAUAAGGCAGCCUUCAAAGGAAACGCGCGAGAUCCCUACUCACCUAGCCAGCGUCUGUUUCCUUUCUUUCCUCUCAACACAUCAACCACGACUGCUGGGGGACAUCACUCAGUGUCGAAUCUUUCACAACAUACACAAUGCCGUCGAGGUUUACCUAUCAGCCCGUCUCUCUUCUUUGGUGGAGGAGCGAAAGAGUGACAAUGCCCAGAUGGGUGGUGGUUGCGGAUUGUCUGAGUGGUACCCAAUUUGUCCACAAUGAAUGGAUUGAGAGCUAUGAUCCGACAAUCGAGGAUUCAUACAGGACGCAGGUGACUGUUGAUGGACGGCAAGUAGUACUCGAGAUCCUCGACACUGCAGGAACAGACCAAUUCGUCGCUAUGCGCGACCUGUUUCUCAAAUCGGGGCAAGGGUUUCUUCUAGUCUUUAGCAUCGCCUCCCGCAGCUCGUUUGAUGAGCUCGCGACCUUGAGAGAAGAGAUUCUCCGCAUCAAAGACGACGACACGGUCCCGAUUGUGAUGGUGGGCAACAAGGCCGAUUUGGAAGAUCAGAGGGCGGUGGACAGGGCGAGGGCGUUUGGGGUUUCGAGGAGUUGGAACGCGCCGUAUUAUGAGAGCAGUGCCAGGACGAGGACGAAUGUGGACGAGGUGUUUAUCGAUCUUUGUCGGCAGCUGUGCAGGAGGGAAGACAUGCUGGAGGAGCAGGCGAGGGAUGAAUUGGGGCAGAAGAUGAGUGAUGAGGCGGCGAAGAAGAGGAGGAGGAGGAGGAGGAGGAAGGAGAAGUGUGUAAUUCUUUGAGAGGUGGGGGUCAUGGAUUGGGGAAGGGACUACGAGGGUUUUGAAACAUGUGGAAUGAAGCUAUGCUAUGAUUGGGAUUGGCGAGGUAGUUGGGUGGGCGGGAUAUUUAUCUUAAUUAUACUUGUGUGUUUAUCAUGAACGACACUCUUGGGGCCAGAUGGGGAGGCGCGAGUCGUUUGGGUUUUCUGGAAUCUUUGCACAGUUUUAUAUGCUGGGGGAUUUUCUUUCUCGUUGUUGGUGUCUACUUCUUUCCCCUGAAUAGCCAAACAACCACCUUUGACUAAAC